Molecule: messenger RNA, 1014 nt
Organism: Scheffersomyces coipomensis
Lineage: Eukaryota; Fungi; Ascomycota; Pichiomycetes; Serinales; Debaryomycetaceae
Exons: 1
Coding region: 1-1014 (337 amino acids)
Cellular component (GO): nucleus; cytoplasm
Source: RefSeq, a predicted model, not a curated record
AUGUCAACUGCCAAAAGAAUUAAAUUAGAUAAUACUACAAUGGUUAAGAUUUGUACUCAUUCAGGAUCAUUCCAUGCUGAUGAAUCCCUUGCUGUUUAUUUAUUGAAGUUAUUACCUGAAUUCAAGGAUGCUGAAUUAAUUAGAUCAAGAACUCCAAGUGAUUGGGAUGCCAGUGAUAUUGUUGUUGAUGUUAGUGGUAAGUACGAUGGGGUUAAAUUCUUUGAUCAUCAUCAACGUGAAUUCAACACUACUUUUUCCAAUGAUUAUAAGACCAAAUUGUCAUCUGCUGGUUUAAUUUAUAAGCAUUAUGGGAAACAAAUUAUAGAACAAGUGUUAAAAAUUGAAGAUGAGGCUAAGAUUGAAUUAUUAUAUCAAAAGCUUUAUAAAGAAUUCGUUGAAUCAUUGGAUGCUAAUGACAACGGUAUCAGUAAUUAUUCUCGUGAAAUUGAACAAGGUAAAAAAUUCACUGAUAAAAAUAUAACUUUACCAUCAUUAGUUUCUAACUUAAAUCCUUCAUGGAAUGAAAAUCCUACUGACAAGGAUUAUGAUAGACAAUUUUUAUUAAGUAGUGAAUUGAUGGGUACUGCCUUUUUAAAUCUUUUAAAAGGAUAUGGAAAUUCUUGGUUACCAGCUAGAAGUAUCGUUGAAGAAGCUUUUGAAUCUAGAUUUGAAGUUGAUAAAUCAGGAGAAAUUCUCGUAUUAGAUCAAUUCUGUCCUUGGAAAGAACAUUUAUAUUCUAUUGAAAAGGACAACAAUGCUCAAGGAGAUACUAAAUUUGUUUUAUUUAAAGAUUCAAGUAAUGCUUGGAGAAUUUCCACUGUCUCUAUAACUUCAAGUUCGUUUGAAUUUAGAUUAGGCUUACCAGAAGAAUUAAGAGGUUUAAGGGAUGAAGAAUUAAGUGAAAAGAGUGGCAUUGAAGGAUGUAUUUUCAUUCAUGCCGCAGGAUUCAUUGGAGGCGCUCAAUCAAAAGAAUCCGUGUUAAAAUUGGCUCAAUUAUCAUUGAAAAGUGCUUAA